Molecule: messenger RNA, 1581 nt
Organism: Lemur catta (Ring-tailed lemur)
Lineage: Eukaryota; Metazoa; Chordata; Mammalia; Primates; Lemuridae
Product: eukaryotic translation initiation factor 1A, X-chromosomal
Exons: 7
Coding region: 144-578 (144 amino acids)
Biological process (GO): translational initiation
Cellular component (GO): cytoplasm
Molecular function (GO): RNA binding; translation initiation factor activity
Source: RefSeq, a predicted model, not a curated record
AGUUUGCUUACGACAGAGAGUAAGCGCCAGCAGUUUCUCCGACAGCGCUGUAGCCAGACUCUUAUGCGGUAAAUUGACCGCGCUUUGCUGAAUAGUAGCAGUAGAAAAGGAGGCCCAGUUCCUACUAAGCCGCUGUCACCGCUAUGCCCAAGAAUAAAGGUAAAGGAGGUAAAAACAGGCGCAGAGGUAAGAAUGAGAAUGAAUCUGAAAAAAGAGAAUUGGUGUUUAAGGAGGAUGGGCAAGAGUAUGCUCAGGUAAUAAAAAUGUUGGGAAAUGGACGAUUAGAAGCAAUGUGUUUUGAUGGUGUAAAAAGGUUAUGCCAUAUCAGAGGAAAAUUGAGAAAAAAGGUUUGGAUAAAUACCUCAGACAUUAUAUUGGUUGGUCUACGAGACUAUCAGGAUAACAAAGCUGAUGUCAUUUUAAAGUACAAUGCAGAUGAAGCUAGAAGUCUGAAGGCAUAUGGAGAACUUCCAGAACAUGCUAAAAUUAAUGAAACGGAUACAUUUGGUCCUGGAGAUGAUGAUGAAAUCCAAUUUGAUGAUAUUGGAGAUGAUGCGGAAGACAUUGAUGAUAUCUAAACUGAACUCAAUGUUUACAUUCCAAGUUUUCUGAGGAUUGUUCUACUGUUGGGAUUUUGGACAUCACCUGUUAAGAAGAUUAAAAUUAUUUGGCAUGUAGAAAUUCAUUUAGAGUAUAAAUGAAGCAGACUGACUUAUUUUCAUUGUUUUAAAGUAUUUAUUGUAUUUCUUUAAAAGCUGAGGAUGCUUCAUUAUCUUAAGUGAAAUGUUAAUACUUUGUUGUUUUGAUGUAAUGGAACUUAGGGCUAAAAGAUUGUAAUAUCUGCUGUUUACUUCUGUGACUGCUUCAUAUCCAGUUUGCCUUACAGUUAUUGUGGAUUAUAAUAUAGGCCCUAGUUCCAACUAAUCUGUUUGGCUGUAGAGAGUUUUUUUGUAUGUUCUAGUAACCUAGAUGUUCCUUUGAGAUUUUUGAUAAAAUUUAGGAAAAACAGAUACCUUAAUUUGGAAUCAAAAAAUAUAAGGAUUUUUUCAUAUUUAUGUAGCCAUAUGUAUUUUUAUACUAUCUUUGAUACCUUAUACAUUUUCAUCAGUUUAUGUUGCCACCAUCCCUAAGGAAAAAAGCAUUUCAAAAAUGCAGUUUUUAAAACAUUAUAAUUUUAAAUUUGUAAGAUACGUAGAAAUUCAACACUAGAUAUUAACCAAAAUUGGAAAUAUUGAUAUCAUUAAUUGACAAUGUUGUUACUUAACCUGCGGAAAACUUUUUAUGGUAAGGUACAUGGAAUAUUUUUUACUAUACAAAAUAGGGUAUCUUAAAAGAUGUCAUUUUAUUUUUAAAAGUAUGCAUUGUAACUCUCGGUUUUGGGCUUUAUGAAAAAUUAAAUUGCAAUUUAUUAAUGAAAAACUAAUUUCAUAAUAAAUUCUACAUUCUGAGCCUUUGUCAAAUUAUCCCUAAACUGGGAUAAAGAAAGGGAACAAAAACCAAAAUAUGGGUUCUGUUUUCUGAAUGGAAGCACCACAGCUAAGUAAUAUAAUAAAGUGCCAUGUUGAGUAUAGUUUGACCUUG